Messenger RNA from Papilio polytes (common Mormon), 3729 nucleotides. It is a transcript of the gene unc-13-4A, whose product is annotated as BAI1-associated protein 3. NCBI's taxonomy places the organism in Eukaryota, Metazoa, Arthropoda, Insecta, Lepidoptera, Papilionidae. The transcript is spliced from 23 exons. The record is from RefSeq and is a predicted model, not a curated record. The coding region runs from base 137 to 3277 and encodes 1046 amino acids.
GUGACAUCGUCCUUUAAGCAAAGGUUAUCAGACAGUUGUGUAAUAAACGCGCUAUGUGCGCGUUUAAUUGACACUAGCAAAGUGUGUGAAGUUUCGUGUUAGUUGUGUGACAAAUGCGUGUGGUGUGAACGUCGAGAUGAGUUUCCUGUCAUCAAUCGGUCAGUACGUGGUCGGCAUGGCCGACAGCGUGGCCGGGCUGGCGCUGUCGCCGCGCCGCGCGCCUCCGCCCCGCCAUCGCUCCGAAGAUACGCAGCAGAAGCCGCAACCAUCCACCGCUACUAUGAGAGGUUAUCCGAGAGUGGUGCCAACUGAAGGCGUGUCGGCUCUGGGUGCUCGGCGGCGCACACUUGACUGCCUAGCGCCGCUCACACCGCCGCGCCGCGGGGGCUCGCUCCGUACACCCCGUCAACAGCCGCCAGAGAAGCCGACCAUGGCUUUCUGCAAGCGACGCCUCUCCUGGCCUGAAGUUGACAAUUCCGUGAACUCGGGGGUUCAAGAUACAGACGGAUCGUAUUUCGAGAGCUUCACGGCUCUAUCGUGGCGUCAAGAGAAUCGUCGCCUGGCAGCGCUGCGACUGGCGGAGGCGCGUGCGGAGCGCCCGCCCCCGGCUCCACAUGAUCUAGGCCUACCCAGCGUGUCCGCUCAACUCUCCCACAAGGAGCACGAUCACUUGUAUACUGAGGUGUUGUACUGCAUUGAGAAUGCAGUAGGCGCUCCGGCGCCUGAUGGUCAAUUCGCGGCAUACAAGGAAGAAGUGAUUGAAUACGCUCGCCGCGCCUUCAGAGUCCCAGUGGACAUCCACGCAAGAGCUCUUCGUGCGGCUGGCAGUGAACGACCGCCUACUGUCGUACUCGGAUGUGCUGUCAUCGAAGCAGACGGUCUUGAAGCUAAAGAUGCUAACGGAUUUAGCGAUCCGUAUUGCAUGCUCGGAAUCCAACCGGCGUCGUUGCCGGCGUCGCCGCGGGCGUCGGAGGACGAGGGCCGCAAGCACGGCUUCCGGCUGAGUUUCAAGCGGCGCGACGGCCGGCAGCAGCGCGACAGCCUCGGCCGCCUGCCCGCACGAUACAUCCGCGCCACUAGUGUUAGACCGCACACAUUAUCGCCCAAAUGGAAUGAGACUUUUAAAUUUGACAUUGAUGACAUAUCCUCGGAUGUUCUACACCUGGACAUCUGGGACCACGACGACGAGAGUUCAGUGCUAGAUGCGGUGUCCAGGCUUAAUGAAGUGCGCGGCGUCCGCGGCCUCGGAAGAUUCUUCAAGCAAGUCUGUCAGAGUGCACGACAGGGCAGUCAGGAUGACUUUCUUGGAUGCGUGAAUAUUCCACUGCGUGAGAUCCCAUCAACGGGUGUGGAAGCUUGGUACAAGUUAGAGGCGCGAUCGCAGCGCUCUUCGUAUAGAUUGGAAUAUCUGUUGCGAUGCCUUAAUCAACUGUCGCAAAUGAAAGCGUUCUGGCGUUGCUGUCCUUUCAACAAGGAGAUAAGAAGUGAAAUAGUGGGCGCUCUUCGUAAGGGUACGGCAGAGUGGUACGAAGCUCUUUGCGCUCAAGAUACGAGGUCUGAGCGAGGCGAGGAUCUGGUCAACUUGAUCACCUUGGUGCAGAUAGACUUGCAACAAGGAUUGACGUACUACCAUCCGUUGUUUGAAACAACCAAUAACGUCCCGUAUUUCACUGUAGUGUUUACGCAGAUCGAUAAAAUGGUGGCAGAAGAUGUUAGACUGUGCGUAGAGCAUUGGAUAACAGAGGGCUGGUGCGGCGUGUCUGAAGAGGAAUUAUACGAUGAACAUGGAAAUGGAGUGUGCGUGGUGUCAGCGAAGACGCUACCGUUCGAAGUGCUAGCAGCAGUACGCGAGCUGUGCGCCGCCGCCGCGCCCGCGCCUGCCCCGCAUCCCGCCGCCGACCCUCCACCGCAACUGCUCGAAGCCUAUUUUUGGUUCGAACCAUUGAUCGACCGUUGGCUGGCUGUGACAAAGACCAUGGCGUUACAGCGAGUGCGCGCCGCAGUCGAAUUAGAUCGACCAGUAGAAGGAGAGCACAUUGUGAAGCACAGCACUUCUUCAGUUGACACUGCGGCUUGCGCGCUGCACUACGCCGACCUGGUGCACGGCGCGCUCGCCGACCAGGGAUACUACGAGAACCACGGACAAAAUAAAACAACGGAGGAGAUAUGUACGAUUGUAAACAACCUGGAGUACGUGCGGCGUUCGCUCGCCGAGUACGACGAUGAGCACAUUGUAAAUGACGACAACGCGCGGCAACUUGUUCGUGGCGCUCUGGGCACGCUAGACGCGCGUUCAACCCGCGCUGCCGCUCCACUGGCGGCGCGGGCUCGUCCUCCGCUGCGUAAGGCAGUGUUCCAUCUUGCCUGGUCACCGGACACCUUGCCUACACCAGAGGCCAUAACUCCCUUAUUGGAGUAUUUAGAUCAGCAUCUAUCUUCACUGAACACAUGGCUGCUACCGCGUGCUUUCACUCGAGCUUUAGCCGGCUGUUGGAGCGCCGUGUUGAAAGAAGUGUGGGCUCAAGCGGACGCUGGGGGUGCGGAGAAGCCAAGAGUCUACCAUCAUCGACUGAGAGAGGCUCUCGAUUUGCUUGCUGAAUUUUUCCAUGCUGAAGGGAAAGGUCUGCCAAUGUCGGAGGUGCACAGCGGCGAAUGGUCUCGACUGGAGCAGCGCAUGCAGUUCCACCAGGCGCAGACAGAGGAACUGCUGGAAUUGUGGCUGGCGGACCGCGUUUUGGACCAGUCGCGCACGCCUUUGCCGUCGCCGUAUGGAUCUAUAUUGGUCAGAGUGUACUUCAACCACGACUCGCUGUCUGUGGAGGUGCUGUCAGCACGUGACGUCAUCCCACUCGACCCUAAUGGAUUGAGCGACCCCUUUGUAGUGCUCGAGCUACUUCCAAAGCGACUGUUUCCCAAAGCUCAGGAACAGACAACUAACGUUCAAAAGAAAACUUUGAACCCGGUGUGGGACGAAUGCUUCGAGUUCGCGGUGACGCUGGAGAUGUGCCGCUCCCCGCAGGCGACGCUGGCGCUGUCCGUGUGGGACCGCGACGUGCUGACAGCGGACGACUUCGCGGGCGAGGCGUUCGUCCCGCUGUCGCGCGUUUCCGGCGUCAAUAGCCACGCGCUGCCCGACCCGCUGCGCCCGCUGGAACUGCCGCUUAUGCAACUACAUGACCGAGGGCAUCCGAUUUUGCAAAUCCUGGAGUCACGUACAACGGACAAAUUGGCGAUGGAUUUCGUCAAGAAACAAAAAUUAAGAUUCGCCGAACAGUAAACGUAUUUUCUCUUGUUAAAUCUAUUUCAGUUGUCUUCUUCGUUUGUUUGUGUGCGCACAACGUCCAUAUAAAUGUCGACAAUAUAUAAAAUAUAUAAAAAAAAAUCUAUUAAAAUUCUAAUCGUUUAUUCGCAUUCAUUAACGUAGGUGUUCGUUGAUGGUUUUAGGAAACAUUUGAAUUAUUGUAAAAAUUACUACAAGACUGUGUUAUUCUUCUAUUCGUGAGAGAUAAACUUGUAAAAAAAUGAAAUUUCAACAAAUUUUAUAUGUGUAUAGCGUGCACUUUCGGAGCUUAUGUCCUUAGAUGUUAGACUCUAUUAGAAAUUCCCGACCAAGUACUAUAAGACUCGUUGUAAACUUUUAUUUUUAUAUUUCUUACUAUAUACUUCGUAGCGUCUUGAAUACGAACUAUCAUAUUGUUUUGCAAUUAAUAUUUGCUCAAUAACUCUAUA